CAACAGCAAGAGCAGCGCUUUACAGUUUCGAUCAUCAAUUUGACUUGUGUUUCUCGUCGUUCUUCUUCUUUUAUUACUCUUAUUUCUACGAUUCCCAAUCACGUGAAUAUUUUUACCUUUUGGAGUAGCAUUUACUAAAACCCCAUUUUGAAACAGCUAGGAAUGAUGCUGAUGAACACCCGCCGCGGGUCAUAGAGCAAGAAGAGAAACUGAGCUGCUCUUACCUGAACACCUCGGACACCAUGGAGUUCUCACUGGCUCAUCCGGCUGUGAAAGCGUUCAUGUGUGGCUCUCUGAGCGGGACGUGCUCCACGCUGCUCUUCCAGCCUCUGGACCUGGUGAAGACACGUCUGCAGACCCUACAGAACGGCGUCCAGCCCGGGUCGGGUCGGGUUGGCAUGGUCACGGUCUUUGUAAGUGUCCUGCGGACGGAGAAGCUCCUCGGACUGUGGAGAGGCGUUUCGCCUUCAUUUGUGCGCUGUAUUCCAGGAGUCGGCAUCUACUUCAGCACAUAUUUCACUUUAAAGCAGCACUUUUUCGCAAAUGGGGCCCCAGGGCCCUUACAGGCCGUACUGCUGGGAGCCGGUGCCAGAUGUGUCGCAGGAGUCUGCAUGCUGCCCGUCACCGUCAUCAAAACACGCUUCGAGAGCGGCCGCUAUAAGUACAGCAGUGUGUUAGGAGCGCUGCGGUGUGUGUCUCGGACGGAGGGACCGAAGGCUCUGUUCUCAGGACUGACGGCCACGCUGCUCAGAGAUGCACCGUUUUCUGGGAUUUACGUCAUGAUCUACAGCCAGGCCAAAUACACUCUGCCACAAGAGAUCAGUCAGUCCUCUUACGCUCCGCUAGCAAACUUCAGCUGUGGCGUUCUGGCCGGUGUUCUGGCCUCCAUUGUAACCCAGCCGGCAGAUGUAGUGAAAACUCACGUUCAAGUGAGUCCAGACGUCUUCAGCGGGACCUCAGAUGUGAUUCGAUACAUUUACAAGGAGCACGGUUUGGUGGGGUUUUUCCGUGGCGCGGUUCCUCGCUCUCUCAGGAGAACCAUGAUGGCGGCGAUGGCGUGGACGGUGUACGAGCAGCUGAUGGCUCAGAUGGGCCUCAAAUCCUGAGACUCACCAAAACUGAUCGAGAUCUUCACACGGGACGUUUCUUUAACUGACUGUGAUCCACGCAAUUCCCCAAACUUUUUAUUUUCAAUAAACUGAAGUGAGAAUCAUGCUGUAAACACAGAUGUGAACUUAAUGCACUUUAUGUCCACUUUGCUUCUCUUGUCUGUUUGACUGCUGCUGUUAAAUGCUGCUUAUGUUGUGCUAUAAUAAAGUUUUUAUAUACGA
Messenger RNA from Cyprinus carpio (common carp), 1331 nucleotides. Its product is annotated as mitochondrial glycine transporter A. Gene Ontology annotation, cellular component: mitochondrion; mitochondrial inner membrane. Gene Ontology annotation, biological process: glycine import into mitochondrion. NCBI's taxonomy places the organism in Eukaryota, Metazoa, Chordata, Actinopteri, Cypriniformes, Cyprinidae. The record is from RefSeq and is a predicted model, not a curated record. Gene Ontology annotation, molecular function: glycine transmembrane transporter activity.